CGGAUGAAUAUAUCAAAGUAUCAUCGUUUCUGUUGCUAAUGUUUCGUUCUUUUUAUAUCUAGCUCUUCAAACGUGCUCCUGUUUCGUCGACAUUUCACUCACACCAAAAUUUCAUCACCGCCUGUUACCUUAGUCUAGCUCACAACCUCACUCAACCUCGGCCGCCCAGACCUUGGCACUCUCCGCUGAUGCUUGGCUGGCCUUUGGCCCCUCCCAACCCGGUUUCUUGAGAAAAGGAGCUGUUAAAAAGGUCAUCAUUUCGCGCGCGCUCGACCAAUUCUUGUCUUGACUUAUCUGCCCAUACCUUGACGAUAACCCUUGUUUGUUCGCGCAUCUUUUGUAACUGCGAUCUUCACUCUGCAUUUUCUACAAGCUCUGAUUGGCUAGACUGGCCUCUACAAACUCUUUUCAUCCCUGCGCGACGAGUUAGUCAAUCAUGUCCCCACGCUCCAAGUCGAUUUGGCUGGCGUUGUUGGCUGCGAAUAGUUUCGCAUAUGCUAGCGAGGAACCGCCUGCUGUAACCACAGCGCCUAUUUAUCUGCCCUAUUACGACGAAGACUCGUGGGCUGUUGUGCGCGGUAGCAUCAUCUCAAGCGAUGUGGAAGCUAAGGAAACAACGUACACAAUAUUCUGCCCAGAUACAGACGACUCAGAUCCUCCAAAGUGUGAUUUAUCCCUUGAGUUUCCCUUCGUUUUAGUCGAGGGACCCGAUACUGUACGCUUUCAUGGCACGCACACCUCAAGACUCACCGCUAAUCUGGAGUGCAACCUAAAAGGCACAACAAGGGCUACUUGUUCCGGAUACUCUAGUUUCAACGAGGGCUAUAACGAUGGCGUGCAUACAGGUCCGACGGAAGUGACAUGGACAUCAACUUAUUCCGGGAGCGAAGUAGAAUGGGGCGUCCUAACAAUGGCCGAACUGCCCCAUGACCCGGACCCUGUUACUGCAGAUUCGAGUACACCGACGGACUUUGUGUCCAUGCCGAUAGCUACAAACGGUGAUAAUGCUGGAGCAAGUUUGAGCGUCUCCUUCAAGGCUGCUUUACUUGCUGCUUGUUGCACUUUGGUGGUUGGUUGGACUUUUUGAGAACUGGACCAUUUCCUGAUGAGAAUACGAUUUAUGAUGGGUUUCAGGAGCAAGCGAGCAAUUUUCUUCGUUGAAUUUCGAUCAUGUUAAUACAGCAUGCUCUCUUAUUAGCUAAGAUUAGCCAAAAAAUGAAACUUGACGGACCAGAGUUGUAUUGUUUUAAUACGAGCCUAAGGUCUGUUGGGCAACGGUGUCGGAUUUGUGUUUCCAUAUUACCCUGUAACCGAUGGUAGAUGCUGGUUCACGCAUACCUGGGUGUUCCAGCAUAAGUCUAUUCGACAAAACGACACCGGGGAUCAUUACACGACAAGACCGAAAUAUGGCAAAUACUCAGCAAGGGUGAGACAUAUGGCGAGGACGACUGUCUAUUACUAUAGCAAGUGGUCUCCUGCAUUUGUGAAAAGACAUUUACAGGAAGCGCGUCAGGUGAAUUAAAGCUGCUCCUUCGAGAUGUUAUCAUCAGGCAAGGGCCAGGUUCAACUACGGAGAGUUGAGCUUCAACCUUCAGCGGAAUCGGGUGUGGAGAUAAUAAGUCAGAGCUCCCCAAACGGAAGAGAAGAGUUCUGCAGAUGCUCUCAGGACCGGACAUACCCCACUUUUCCGGCCCGGGAAUACCGGCCGGACCGUGACGCGUGCCGAAAUACAAUAUUCGCAUGUUGUCAUAAGUACUCUUGGUAAUUCUGCUUGAGUGAAGCUCAUUGAUGACUAUUGGAACAAAACCUUCGAGUGGAAAGUUGUUGAUGUGGUUGAACUUUGUGUGUCUCAGCUGGUGUGGACAAGCCGGCUGUGGUCAGUAUCAGCAUAACCUUUUUUCAAGGAAAGACCCUUGCGUCUGAAGAAGAACAUCAAAGAAGAAGUGACCGAAGAAGCCAGAAGACUCAUUCCCAGUAGCUUCCAGCCAGUAAUGCUAUCAAAAUUUCGGAGUGCCAGCCAC
Fusarium verticillioides 7600 is the source of this 2021-nucleotide messenger RNA. RefSeq lists its product as hypothetical. The record is from RefSeq and is a predicted model, not a curated record. Bases 437 to 1087 code for a protein of 216 amino acids. The transcript is spliced from 3 exons. NCBI's taxonomy places the organism in Eukaryota, Fungi, Ascomycota, Sordariomycetes, Hypocreales, Nectriaceae.